AUGCUCUCGCGUGUCCCCCGCGUGGCGCUGCUCCGUAGCGCGGCCGCGCGCCGCACGUGCGCACGUCGUUCGCGCCUGAUCCAGGCGGUCUUUUUCUCGACGGAGGAGACGCCCAAGUUGCCAACGACUGCAGAGGAAGAGCUGGCGCUCACGCCCAAGGUGCAGACUGUGCUGGACCAGAUCCUGGCGCUCAAUAUGAUUGAGAUUGCAGAGCUCUCCCACGCGAUCCAGACCAAGUUUGGCAUUGCAGAGUCUGCGUUCCAGGUCGGCAUGGGUGGUAGCGCUUCCGGUGGUGCGGCCCCUGCUGCAGAUGAGCCGAAGGAGGAGAAGACUGCGUUUGAUGUGAAGCUGGCCAGUUUUGAUGCGAAGAGCAAGAUUAAGGUUAUCAAGGAAGUACGUGCGAUCACGGGUCUGGGUCUGAAGGAAGCCAAGGAGCUCGUAGAGGGUGCCCCGAGUACAGUAAAGAAAGACGUAAAGAAGGAGGAGGCCGACGAACUUGUGGAGAAGCUCAAGGCAGUGGGUGCAGUUGUGGAACUGGAAUAG
This is a messenger RNA of Hyaloperonospora brassicae, 543 nucleotides long. The record is from the annotation of a GenBank genome assembly. Lineage: Eukaryota; Oomycota; Peronosporomycetes; Peronosporales; Peronosporaceae.